Messenger RNA from Eutrema salsugineum, 1460 nucleotides. Its product is annotated as protein REVEILLE 6. The record is from RefSeq and is a predicted model, not a curated record. The transcript has 8 exons. The coding region runs from base 113 to 1117 and encodes 334 amino acids. Lineage: Eukaryota; Viridiplantae; Streptophyta; Magnoliopsida; Brassicales; Brassicaceae. Gene Ontology annotation, molecular function: DNA binding.
AUAUAUAUCUUCGCCGUCUUCCUCCACAUUUUUCUUUACACAGGUUUCAACGAACAAAAGUAGAGAAAAUCACCCAAAAAAAAAUUCCCCAAAAUUCUCCUCCAAAUUUUUCAUGGUCUCUCGAAAUCCGAAUCCCCAAGACGGAUAUUUCUUGGAUCCGAACGGUGGUAUGACCGUUCCUGCAAUUGGACCUUUCACUGCCGCCGUCUCCUCCUCUCCAACGACUUCUUCCACCGCCGUGGCUGUGACGGAUGCGACGGCGACGGUUUCUUCUUCGGAGGAUCUUAGCAAAAAGAUUAGAAAGCCUUAUACCAUUACCAAGUCGAGGGAGAGCUGGACGGAGCCUGAGCACGAUAAAUUCCUCGAAGCUCUACAGUUGUUUGACAGAGACUGGAAGAAGAUUGAAGCUUUUAUUGGGUCGAAGACAGUGAUUCAGAUACGAAGUCAUGCUCAGAAGUAUUUUCUUAAGGUACAAAAGAGUGGGACUGGGGAACAUCUCCCUCCCCCUCGACCUAAAAGGAAAGCUGCUCAUCCAUAUCCUCAAAAGGCACACAAGAACGUGCAACCUCAAGUACCAGGGUCCUUCAGAUCAACAUGUGAACCAAAUGACCCAAGUUAUAUGUUUAGGCCCGAGUCUUCUUCGAUGCUGAUGACGUCUCCAACCACUGCUGCUGCGGCUCCGUGGACAAAUAAUCUUCAAACAAUUAGCUUCACAACCCAACCCAAAGCAGGGGCAGGAGCGAAUAAUAACAACUGUUCUAGUAGUUCGGAAAAUACAAAUACCCCAAGACCACGCUCCAACAGGGACACUAGUGACCGGGGAAUUCCUGGCCAUUCAUUAAGAGUUUUACCGGACUUUGCGCAAGUAUACAGCUUCAUUGGAAGUGUUUUUGACCCAUAUGCCAGUAACCAUCUACAAAAGCUGAAGAAGAUGGACCCCAUAGAUGUGGAAACAGUGCUACUGUUGAUGAGAAACCUAUCCAUCAACUUGUCCAGCCCUGAUUUUGAAGAUCAUAGACGGCUUCUUUCUUCAUAUGAUAUUGGCUCUGAGACAGCAACUGAUCAUGGUGGAGUGAGUAAAACCUUAAAUAAUGAACCACCUGAAAUCUCUACUUGAAGUUAGAAGAGGGGGAGAAAUUAUGAAGGUGGCAAAACCAGAUUGGCUGCAGAAUACAGAGGUUCUAUUGGUGGGUUUUGUUUGUACAUAUGAAGAAGAAGAAGAAGAAGAGGAAGCUGCUGACAUUGAGCGGUUUAGUUUUUUGUGUUUGCUAUAAAAUAUACGUCUUUUAGAUGAUGGAUGGUGCAUGUACAGUGUAUUGUCUUAAGUUAAAUACCAUUCCAUCUUCUGUCAAAUCUUCUUUGAGCUUCUCUUUAAGCAUGUGUACCAAUGAGUCAAAACCUCUUAGAUUUGUAUUUUUCCAUUCCGCAAAUUGUUUUGAUAGGUAAAAAUACUUUCGAAA